This is a messenger RNA of Trichosurus vulpecula (common brushtail), 2313 nucleotides long. Its product is annotated as zinc finger protein 546-like. The transcript is spliced from 4 exons. The record is from RefSeq and is a predicted model, not a curated record. Gene Ontology annotation, cellular component: nucleus. The coding region runs from base 44 to 2044 and encodes 666 amino acids. Gene Ontology annotation, biological process: regulation of transcription by RNA polymerase II. NCBI's taxonomy places the organism in Eukaryota, Metazoa, Chordata, Mammalia, Diprotodontia, Phalangeridae. Gene Ontology annotation, molecular function: RNA polymerase II transcription regulatory region sequence-specific DNA binding; DNA-binding transcription factor activity, RNA polymerase II-specific.
GGGCCUCUUGGACCAUCCUCAGAAGGAAUUGUACAAGGAGGUCAUGCUGGAGAAUGCCCAGAACCUGCUCUCCCUGGGUCUCCCAGUUCCCAGAGAAGAUCUCCUCUGUUAUUUGGAGGAAAGGGAAGCACCAUGGCUACUGCACCAAGAAGGCCUGAGGAGCUUUUGUCCAGAAGGAGAGAUUACAUGUAAAAUGAAAGAGACAACUGGCAAGCUAAGCAUUUCUGUGAAAGAAAUUCAUGAGGAAAGUUUCAAGAGGGGUGGUCCUUGUGACUUCACUGGGAGACAAAUCUGUGCUGUACUUCACAGAAUCCACACAGAAGAGAAACCUUAUGAAUGUGCUCAAUGUGAAAAGGCUUAUAGAAGAACCUCUGAUCUUGCUGCUCAUCAGAAACUCCAUAGUGGGAAGAAACGUUAUGAAUGUGAUCAGUGUGGAAGGGCUUUCAAAUGGAACACUUCUCUUUCUAUACAUCAGAGAACCCACACUGGAGAGAAACCUUACGAAUGUGAUCAGUGUGGAAAGGCUUUCAGAAAGAAGUCUCACCUUGCUGACCAUCAGAGAAUCCACACUGGAGAGAAACCUUAUGAAUGUGCUCAGUGUGUAAAGGCUUUCAGAAUGAAGUCUCAACUUGCUAUCCAUCAGAGAGUCCACACUGGAGAGAAACCUUACAAAUGUGAUCAUUGUGGAAAGGCUUACAGAGUGAGGUCUCACCUUGAUGAGCAUCAGAGAAUCCACACUGGAGAGAAACCUUACGAAUGUGAUCAGUGUGGAAAGGCUUUCAGAAAGAAGUGUAACCUUCUUGAACAUCAGAGAAUCCAUAGUGGAGAGAAACCUUAUGAAUGUCAUCAAUGUGGAAAGGCUUUCAGAGUGAAGACUUAUCUUGCUGUACAUCAGAGAAUCCACACUGGAGAGAAACCAUAUAAAUGUCAUCAAUGUGGAAAGGCUUUCAGAAUGAAGUUUAAACUUACUGUACAUCAGAGAAUCCACGCUAGAGAGAAACCUUAUGAAUGUGGCCAAUGUGGAAAGGCUUUCAAAUGGAACUCCUGUCUUUCCCUACAUCAGAGAACCCACACUGGAGAGAAACCUUAUGAAACCGAUCAGUGUGGAAAGGCUUUCAGAAAGAAGUCUCACCUUGCUGAACAUUGGAGAAUCCACACUGGAGAGAAACCAUACGAAUGUGAUCAGUGUGGAAAGGCUUUUAGAAGAAGGAAUGUUCUUGCUAAACAUCAGAGAAUUCACAUUGAAGAGAAACCUUAUGAAUGUCAUCAAUGUGGAAAGUCUUUCAGAAAGAAGGGUGAACUUGCUAAACAUCAGAAAAUCCACACUGGAGAGAAACCUUAUGAAUGUGCUCAGUGUGGAAAGGAUUUCAGAAAGACUUCUCAACUUGCUAACCACCAGAGAAUCCACAGUGGAGAGAAACCUUAUAAAUGUGCUCAGUGUGGAAAGACUUUCAGAAUGAAGUCUCAACUUGCUAACCAUCAGAGAAUCCACAGUGGAGAGAAACCUUAUGAAUGUGCUCAGUGUGGAAAGGCUUUUAAAAGAAGCUCUGAUCUUGUUAUCCAUCAGAGAAUCCACACUGGAGAGAAACCUUACAAAUGUGAUCAUUGUGGAAAGGCUUACAGAGUGAGAUCUCAGCUCGCUGAACAUCGGAGAAUCCACACUGGAGAGAAACCUUACAAAUGUGAUCAUUGUGGAAAGGCUUACAGAGUGAGGUCUCACUUUGCUGAACAUCAGAGAAUCCACACUGGAGAGAAACCUUACGAAUGUGAUCAGUGUGGAAAGGCUUUCAGAAAGAAGUAUAACCUUCUUGAACAUCAGAGAAUCCACACUGGAGAGAAACCUUAUGAAUGUCAUCAAUGUGGAAAGGCUUUCGGAAAGAAGACACACCUUGCUGUACAUCAGAGAAUCCACACUGGAGAGAAACCUUAUGAAUGUGCUCAAUGUGGAAAGGCUUUCAGAAUGAAAUCUCAACUUGUUAAACAUCAGAAAAUCCACACUGGAGGGAAUCCUUAUGAAUGUCAUCAGUGUGGAAAGCCUUCUUAAGGAGAUCCAUUCUUGCUGCACAUGAAAGUAUCCACACUGGAGAGAAACCUUAUGAACAUGAUCAGUUUGGAAAGGCUUUCACACGCAAGUCAAGUCUUUCUAUGCAUCAGAGAAUCCACACUGGAGAGAAACAUUAUGAAUGUCGUUAAUAAGGAAAGGCUUUUAGAACAAGCUGUGAUCUUGCUUUGCAUUGGAAAAUCUACCCUAGAGAGAAACCUUAUGAAUGUGCUCAGUGUGGAAAGGCUUUCAGAAUGAAGUCUCAACUUGCU